Molecule: messenger RNA, 1500 nt
Organism: Saccostrea cuccullata (small rock oyster)
Lineage: Eukaryota; Metazoa; Mollusca; Bivalvia; Ostreida; Ostreidae
Product: shiftless antiviral inhibitor of ribosomal frameshifting protein homolog
Exons: 8
Coding region: 105-1076 (323 amino acids)
Biological process (GO): viral translational frameshifting; innate immune response
Molecular function (GO): ribosome binding; sequence-specific mRNA binding
Source: RefSeq, a predicted model, not a curated record
ACACAUCGAAAAUGAAAGUAACAUUUUUCAAGGAACAGCUUUUUUUCAGAAAUGGAACAUCGGGUUUUUUUUCAGUUGACAAUUAGUGACAUGCCUAUUUAAUCAUGGGGGACGAUGAUAAAUUAGAGAUGAUCACCCGGGUCCGUGAGUUGUUUCACGGACGAUUUAACAGAGAGGAAGUCCGACGCCUCCUUGACAACCAUAACUGGAACCAAGCAGAAACUGUAGAUUUUGUCUUCACAAAUGAGCCUUCGGUCGUUACACAGUUAAUCGCCGGGAAAUCGGAGAAAGACAUCGUUGGACUUCAGGAGAGUGAGUUACUCCGCCUGAAUGCAGAGAAGGGUAAAAUUCCCAGUAGGCGGCGACAGUUCGCGUGUGAAGCCUGUGACAACGUAUGGUGGAAGAGGGUCCCCAAACGGAAGCCGGUGUCUAAGUGUAACAAAUGUCUUCGGAAGUUUGACCCAGUACCGGAAGACGAGGAAUACGGAUGGGCGGGUUUUACCUGUUCCUGUGGGAACGAAUUUAGUGGGUACGGUCAGAAAAAUGUCACCACCAGUAAAUGCUACAAAUGCAGUUCUAUGGCUCUAGCUACCUCUGUACGGCCUCCGGAAGCUAGGAAAGACCGGAAGUCGCGAAGUCGUCAUAGCUGUAGCGCACCAGACUGUACCCAUCGCCAGACAGGGAGCGAACCAAGAGGUGCCGAGUAUCAAAACACAGGAUAUAGAGGUAGGGGUGGAAGAAGCCAAAGGGGUUACGGGUACGCUAAUCUUUAUGCCGAGUAUAAUGGACAAGGAUAUUACAACAGUGGCCAUGGGGUAGUUCUUUAUGAAAGAAAUGGCAUGCCUGCACAACAAGAGAGUCACAGUCCCAGCACGUGUGUCCAUCCCGAGUCCCGACAGUCCAGCGGUAAAAAGCGCGUGAUCGUUCCCAGCAUGCCCCACCGGAGUUCCGGGUCGACCGUCGACAGUCUGAUGUUAGAUGACGACGAGGCGUCAUCUGUGCUGUCGGGGUAUCAACCCAGUGUCGACAAUAUCCCGGAAGUGUCGGACGAAGAAAACGAGCAAGGCGACGAGUAACGUUAAUAGGAUGAUGAUUAUAGAAACUUUGCAAACAAUUAUAUAUAAUUAAUUAAGCCAAUCAUUAAGAUUAUCAAGAUUGAGAUUUUCACCGAUUCGUGUUUUUCCUCGGAAUUCUGGUUAAUAUAACUUUUGGUAUAGAAAUCUGAAUUUAUUACAAGAAAAUUGGCCAUAAGUCCUCAAUAUUAUAAGCUACCACCUAACGAAACAAUUUUAAAAAUAUAUUUCUGUUAAAUUUGGUUGUUGUUGUUGUUGUUGACUGGACAUAAUGAAGCAUUCCUGGUGAUGAAAAGGCAGCAAAGUCAUAGGAGCAGUGUUAAUACCGAAUCAUUCAAUCCGCAGUUCCAGAGUUAUCUUUCUUGUGAAUAGGACCAAAAAGUGAUAUUCUAGAGACAUGUCUGAGUUUUAAUGCAUCAAUAUGAAU